GCCGCCGAUCGCGACGAAACAACGUCAGUGUGAAUCAAAAUGGCGAGCGCGACGACGGUCUGCGAGAGUUCGCGGCGCGUUUCGGCUCCGCUCUCGUUUCUCUGAACAGAACGCACGCGAUAAUGUGAUCCACGUGACUCGCGUGAUCGCGAAAUUCAAGGGCCCGGUCGCGCCCAUCUUUUACAACACAGUGCACAAAUACGUCAGCAGGAUACAUAUACGUGCGACCAGCAGGCCAGUGCGAGCGGGACACCCUCCUGCUUCUCGGACGAUCAACACGGGGUGACAUCGACGCGCCAAAUUUCCCCAAGAGCAGCUAAUCAUACAUCCAGAUGACGCGAUGACGCUACAUUGGUGGAUGCAUUGGUUCUGGGUUACCGCGCAAUUUCUUGUUAUUCUCGGGAAUCCCUUGCCGUCUACCACGUCGGAUCCCGUCAAUCAGCCUCAGCCAUCCUCGAGAACGACGUCCCCGUCGACCGAGGAUAUUUAUCGCUCGUCGAAGCCAGCGAGGCCGAGCUUUCGCAUCGCCAAGGCCAUUGGUCUUUAUCCCCAAACGAAUACGGCAGUGGUGGCUGACAGGCAGCAACCCGUCACCACCGUCGUUUCAUCACUGUUGGAGCCACGUGAGAGUAACGGUCUCGGAACGAUCGGUCACGAGGCUAUCAACGAGUCGAGCUUCCACGGGAACAUAUCCGACGUCGUGCCAGUCGGCGUAACGACACCGGCGCAGCGCAUUAUCGAGAGAUUCAGGAACCCAACCACGAAGAAGGACAGUAAGGUCACGUGGAUUUUGACGACGAGCAAGUCGUCGGGUAGACCCAAGUACGAUCAGGAGGAGAGGUACAAUCAGUCGAGCGGCACCGGUAGAAACGUCAGCUUUGACGAGGCCGAGGAUCUCACCGUGUUACCUCUCCAAGAGGAGAUGAAUAAGGCCGACCUGUCGCUAAACAGGACGAGGUCUUCUCUCGUAACAUCUUUAUCCGCGGCCGGUGUUACCGGUAACGCGGCGAUCAGGACGUUCAAUCGUUCCGAGGACGAGGUCGAGAUUGACGAGGAGGUGGCCCAGACGCAACACUUUGCCACAGCGGCGUCUAUUCUUGAAGUUGGCGUGAGCGAAGCCACUCGUCAGAGCAGAACGAGGAACACUUUCAUUACGCAACACUUCCAGAGGGAUCAAAUGCAGGGAGACAAUCGGUCUUCCGAUUAUAUCGAUACUGAUAAUAGCAACAGGGCCGAACAGCAAAGCUUGGGAACAUCCGCCGCGGGUAUAGCCGCUAUAACGGGUAGUUGUUUGGCGACCGUGGCUCUGCUCAGUACAAUGGGUAGUCUCGGGUUUAUUAUAUACAGGCGCAAGUACUUGAAUCCCCCGCAAACAUUGAAUAGCGAUAAAUGCAGCAAUCCCGAUAGUUCCGGUUACAUCGAUGAUUCCACCAUUCGCGAUAACUCGGAAGAAAUGUACAGUUUGGAUAAUGACUCGUUCCUAAAUUCGCUGGAAGCUAUGACAAUACAGAAUUACUGGACGGACAGUGUUAAGCAUACGAAACUAUGACAAAAGAAGAUAACCCAUCCUGGCAGGAGAAUCGAAACGUUCAGCAUUUCCGACGGUGAAGCGCACGAGCAAAUCUCUCUGCUCGAGCAAUAGUACUUACACUAGUCCUUGUGUAUUCUGGUUAUCGCGCGAAAAGUUUUGUCGAAGUUAUGUGCAGCAUUCGUCUACAAGAAUCGUUAAUUAGCCUCAAUGAUCUGCAUCAAGGAAGGUAAGCUACCAUGAACGUUACCAUUGUGUACGAUGAAAAAAUUGUAGAUCAAAAAUUUGCGAGACGACGCGUAUCCGUUCGCGGAUCGUUUCACGCGAGCGUUGAUUUACGUCACUUCCUCUAUAUUUUUCUACGACGCAUGCGAUCAGUAAAGUCGCAAGCUUAAGUGGCGCAAUUAUUCCUCUCAAAUAUUUCCAUUAAUAAUAUAUAGUGCAAUAAAUACACAAAAAUUGAUGUACUUGUGUUAUUAAGUUAAUACAAUAACGCUCCUCUAUUCUGUCUAGAAAAGUAAGAGUACAAAUAAGACUAUAUUAGUCCAUAGCUAGACCUUUCGCUAAAUUAAAAAGAAAGAAAUAAUUUAAUAAGGAUAUUGAAGAAAGAGAGAAAAAAAAGAAUAUAAUAUUCUUAGGAGUACAAUUAUUUAUAUUAUAGUACAAUAUAUUUCCAAUUAUGCGAAAAUGCGAAAAUGCGAAAUUGGAAACAAUAUGUACAAUAUUGUACUUACCAACGUCUUUUUAAUCUUGGAUUGAAUACUAACGUCUUCUACAGUUUCACUUUAAAUUUCAUUACGAUUAUGGUGAUUAGUUCGGCCAUAUUAAUGAAUUGUUUAAAUAUUUUCGAAAAUCGGAUUUACGGAAGAUCGGACCAAAUCGUACGUAGAUCUAGCUUUAUGCCUUCACGACAUAUCCAGCAGGAAUAUUGAUUCCGUUGUUUUCCAUUACAAAUCUAGUUUAUACUAAUGUACAUAUAUAUUGUUGUAACGUUUUAUGUAUAAAUGUCUGUGGCGUUGCGUCUGACGUGAGGCGCGAUUAAUUUUAAGUAGCUUUAGCACAUUUAGUCAGAUAUAUUUCUAUACAUCUGCGAAAGGGAGAAAAAAACAGAGAAAAUACAUUGUGAUAGAUCGUAGGAUUUAAAUAAGUGUAAAAUUAUCCGGUUCGUUUAUGGUAACGGUUGUGAAUAAAACACGUAUGUAUUAUAGAUUAACUGCCACCGUCCCAUUUCUUUAUCCGUAAGCUUUAUUUGCAAGUGUAUUUCCGAUUGUUUCAAUUUCAAUCAAUAAUGAAUAAUAAUCGUUGAAAUUUUUAUGAGUUUAGAUUUAUAAUUGCUUUUUAUUUAACAUUAAUGUAUAAGCGUAUAGUUUUUACCCACAAAAAUUGUUCAAAUUCAAAAAAAUUCAGAUACAAUAAACUAAAACUAUAAUUUAUAA
This is a messenger RNA of Cataglyphis hispanica, 2964 nucleotides long. RefSeq lists its product as uncharacterized. The record is from RefSeq and is a predicted model, not a curated record. Lineage: Eukaryota; Metazoa; Arthropoda; Insecta; Hymenoptera; Formicidae. The coding region runs from base 341 to 1549 and encodes 402 amino acids. The transcript has 6 exons.